Molecule: messenger RNA, 2229 nt
Organism: Manduca sexta (tobacco hornworm)
Lineage: Eukaryota; Metazoa; Arthropoda; Insecta; Lepidoptera; Sphingidae
Gene: MED17
Product: mediator of RNA polymerase II transcription subunit 17
Exons: 12
Coding region: 246-2180 (644 amino acids)
Biological process (GO): regulation of transcription by RNA polymerase II
Cellular component (GO): core mediator complex; mediator complex
Molecular function (GO): transcription coregulator activity
Source: RefSeq, a predicted model, not a curated record
GUAUUUUUAUUUAAUUUGGCAACUCGUUUUUUUAUUGUUUGUGUCAAACCAUUCGUGUUGAAUUUUAUAGGAAAAAUAUUUAAUUAUAAAACGUAUAUACAUAACUUAGCACGUUAAAAAAUAAUUAAACCUGACCGAAACAUAGAAAUAUUAUUACUUUCUAUAUUUCUGUAUAAGUACACAGUAGGUUUAAGAGUAACUUAAAAUGUUAAAUUACAAAUAAAAGAAUCUAAGAAUAGGUAAAAAUGGCAAACUCUGUGAAUAUAUCAAUUGAAGCACCUAUUGAAAAUCAAAUCCAGGAAAUCACUUACGAUGGACAGGAGAUAUACCAAGCGCCCCUGUCAAUGUCAGAGAACCUUGCAAGGCUCGCCCAAAAAAUAGACUUCUCUAAAACUGAUGAUGAAUUCUGCAACAUCAAGAAAGAGGGUGAGAGUAGCUCAGAGUCUAAAUCUGAGGAUGAUAAGGAUCCUGGCUACCAGUCGAGCCUGUGGCCGUGGGACUCUGUGAGGAACAAGUUACGGAAUGCUCUCACAGAGGUGUGUGUGCUGGCCGAUGUGCUAAACAUUGCUAAGGAGAAAAGGUAUAUGGUUUUAGACCCAGUCCAACCAGAACCAGUGGAAAGCCGUCAGAUGGUGCAAGUGUAUGGACGUAAGAAAGCCCUGGCAGCUGCAGCAGCGGUGUUGCUGGCUGGAGUGGAACGGCUCCGAGCCAGCGAGACGAUGCGCAUGACGCGCAACAUGCCCGAUUUCCAUAUAGACCUGCUUAGACUGAGGCAGAAUUGGAGGUUGAAGAAAGUUUCUAAUACCAUAAUCGGAGACUUGAGUUACAGGACCGCUGGGUCUAAAUUCAACCAGACUGGAGUUUUUGAGGUGACCAAAGCCCCUGAGGAGCAAAUAGCACAAGCAAUGAGUCUGAACACCAGCGGUCCUGCGCCUUCUGCGCUGCGAGUCACCGUCCCUCCUGAAUUGCAAGGCGUUGCGUUCAUUUCCGUACUCUGUCAGAAAGAGCAAGAAGAUGUGGUGACAGCAACACUAAGUUCGUCGGCAAUCAACUGCCCCGGGACACUACCGGGCGACGGGGCGGAGCUCCACUGGCAGCAGAAGCUGGAAGCUGCGCAGAACGUGCUGUUUUGCAAGGAGCUGUUCGCGAGGCUAGCGGCGGAGGCCGUACAGCUUGACGCUUCUAUACCGCACAUGGUUGUUGGGAAUCAGAUCAUGGCUACGGUAUUACCCGGCAUUCAGUUGUUAAUCGGCCUUUGUCACAACAACGGACAAAACAACAGCAAUACGAACGUGGAUGGUGUCAAGCCAGAAGGUACAGCGGGCAAAUCUGACCAUGACCACGUGUUGGAACACUCGCUACACCAGCUACUAAGAGCUGUGCAUCACUCUAACACUCACCAUCCCUUUCCGCACCCGGCCACCGGACCACUGGGGCCUUCGAAACGACGGUGUCUUGCAGGUCCAAUGGCAGCAGAUCGAUACGAGUUGUUGGACAUGAGCAAAGAACAAUCGCUGCUCGAGCAAAUAAUACAACAGGCGCAGCACUUCUUCAUGCGCCGUCGUAGUGAAUACGUGCUCGAUACCAUCGCUAAGGAGGUUAAGGACCCGCUGAUUGUUUCUCACUGGAACGCUCUGAAUAGUCCAACGCAGUCUUGUGUGAAGAUUAACAUUAUGGCACAUGGUUACGACGCGGUGUGCCGCACGUCUCUAGUCGUGCACGUUGGGGAGAAGACGCUGAAGUGCAUCUGCCGCGACGGGAAGGUGCGCCAUCUGUCCUACGAACUGCAGGAGCUACGAGAUCUCAUUUAUUGUCAAAUCUACCAGCAUCAGAUGACCGCCGUGCAGGCUGUGGGCCGCUGUAUGGGCUGGCAGCUGUUGGCCAGUAGCUCGCAUUUAGGCUCCGGUCCCGUAGAACCUUUAGGGAAUGCCUCGUCGUGCCUCCUAGCCUCGCCUAACGGUGAUAGAAUGAUAGCAAUUAGAUGCGAACCAUCUGUUGGAAUUCAAGUAUUUAUUGCUCAGUCGCCCAGAAAGGACUUCUUUUCCAGUGAACUAGUGCAAGACAAAAAGUGGGAGAACCUUGGAGGCGCGUUCAAGGAAAUUAAAUUAGAUAAAAUGGAGGGCAAAAACUUUUUAAACAAAAUGGAGCUUCUCAUGGCCUGUCUCAGCAGCCCGUCGUAAAUUUUGUAGCAAUAAAUUAUCACGAAUACAUCGACUGUUUAUUUCAUAA